AUGUUCAGAAACAUUGUCUCCGGUUUCCGUAGCGGCGCCAGAGCCGCUACCAAGGUCCGUCCUACCUUGGCAAGAUCCUACGCUGUUUUUGACCGUUCCAAACCUCACGUGAACAUUGGUACCAUUGGCCAUGUUGACCACGGAAAGACCACCUUGACCGCCGCCAUUACCAAGGUUUUGGCUGACAAGGGUGGCGCCAACUUCUUGGACUACGGUGCCAUUGACAAGGCUCCUGAAGAAAGAGCACGUGGUAUCACCAUUUCCACUGCCCACGUUGAAUACGAGACCGACAACAGACACUACGCCCACGUUGACUGUCCAGGUCACGCCGAUUACAUCAAGAACAUGAUCACGGGUGCCGCUCAAAUGGACGGUGCCAUUAUUGUUGUUGCAGCCACCGACGGCCAAAUGCCUCAAACCAGAGAGCACUUGUUGUUGGCCAGACAAGUUGGUGUGCAACACUUGGUUGUUUUCGUGAACAAGGUUGAUACCAUCGACGACCCAGAAAUGUUGGAAUUGGUUGAAAUGGAAAUGAGAGAAUUGUUGACUCAAUACGGAUUUGACGGCGAUGAAACCCCUGUUGUUAUGGGCUCUGCUCUUUGCGCUUUGGAAGGUAGAGAACCAGAGAUUGGUGAGCAAGCCAUCACCAAGUUGUUGGAGGCUGUUGACGAGUACAUCCCAACCCCACAACGUGACUUGGAACAACCAUUCUUGAUGCCUGUUGAAGAUGUUUUCUCCAUUUCUGGUAGAGGUACUGUUGUCACUGGUAGAGUGGAGAGAGGUUCCUUGAAGAAGGGUGAGGAGAUCGAGAUUGUUGGUGACUUUGACAAGCCUUUCAAGACUACUGUUACUGGUAUUGAGAUGUUCAAGAAGGAAUUGGACGCUGCUAUGGCUGGUGACAAUGCUGGUAUCUUGUUGAGAGGUGUCAAGAGAGAACAAGUUUCCCGUGGUAUGGUUUUGGCCAAGCCAGGCACUGUGACCUCGCACAAGAAGGUUUUGGCUUCUUUGUACAUUUUGUCUAAGGAAGAAGGUGGUCGUCACUCUCCAUUUGGCGAGAACUACAAGCCUCAAUUGUUCCUUAGAACUACCGAUGUCACUGGUACUUUGAGAUUCCCAGCAGGUGAGGACGUUGACCACUCCGCUAUGGUUUCUCCAGGUGACAAUGUCGAGAUGGAAAUCGAGUUGGUCAGAAAGACUCCUCUCGAAGUUAACCAACGUUUCAACAUCAGAGAAGGUGGUAAGACCGUUGGUACUGGUUUGGUUACCAGAAUCAUCGAGUAA
Messenger RNA from Clavispora lusitaniae ATCC 42720, 1281 nucleotides. It is a transcript of the gene TUF1, whose product is annotated as translation elongation factor Tu. Gene Ontology annotation, biological process: mitochondrial translational elongation. Gene Ontology annotation, cellular component: mitochondrion. NCBI's taxonomy places the organism in Eukaryota, Fungi, Ascomycota, Pichiomycetes, Serinales, Metschnikowiaceae. The record is from RefSeq and is a predicted model, not a curated record. Gene Ontology annotation, molecular function: GTPase activity; GTP binding; translation elongation factor activity.